AUUUAUGAGUGAAAGAAGAGAAGAGGAUACAACUCUUGUUUAAGCAGCUAUUCCAGUUGCCUUAGAUGGUGUAAAAUAAGCUGAACAAUUGGAAAAAAAGAUUAAAGAGUAUUCAUUAUAAAAGAUAUAUUAAUGUAUAGAUAAGGAGGAUAAAAACUUGAAGAUGCUGAAAAACAAGCAGAAGAAUAAAUUGCUAAAGUUUAAGGAUUUAUUGGUUUAACUGGAAGUUAAGCAUAAAUCGCUUAAUAAUAAUCACUAGCUGUAGCUGCUGCAUAAUAUCUUGCAGGCAGUUUAUUAUCUAUGUUGAUUCUUUAACUUGGUUUCUUUGGAUCCAUUCUUACUUUUAUUCCAUUCUUAGAAUAAUUGACAAUUAUUUUAUAUUUAGUUUCCAUCUUAAUUGUUCAAUUCUGUCCAGCAACUUUUGAUAAAGUAUAUAUAUAAUUAUUAUAUAUUAUUAGGUUCCUAGAAAUUUUGGAUUCUGUAUUGUCCAUUCAGCCAGCAAAAUUUUAUUAAUGGUUUAUCUUACUCUUCAUUUUGAAUCAAUCAAAUUUGAACUUAUUCAAUUAGUAUUUGGAAUAGUCAUUCUAUUCUUAUUAUAUUAAAUUAAAUAAGGAAUAAGUAAUUUAAUUAUUAUAUUUUUAGCUGAAAAUUAAGACAUUGCCUUAGUCGUUAGAAAAUAAUUCUUUACAGUUUUAAUUGUAUCAGCAGUGAUCUCAGGAUUUUUGGGAUUGUUAACAAGAUCAAACUUAUUUAUUACUAUUCUGUUAAUUAUUAUUGGAGCUGGUUACACCUAUUAUUUAUAAUUGGCUUUGUAAAGAUUUUGUGAUCACAAAUUCUUAUUUAUUAAUAAAAACGAUUUGUACAUGGGAGCUGCCUAAUUAGAUGCUGAUUUAUUCUUAUGGUGUAAAUUGGUUGGUUUCCAUUGUUUUAAGAAAAAUGAAGGAGGAGCUUAUGUUCCAAAUUUAGAGUUUGAAGAAGAAAACAAAUAAAAAGUAUCAGAAUCAUAAGAAUAAAAUAAAAUAUGAAAUAUUCAUAAGAAAAAAAAAAUAGAAAAU
This is a messenger RNA of Paramecium sonneborni, 1055 nucleotides long. The record is from the annotation of a GenBank genome assembly. Lineage: Eukaryota; Ciliophora; Oligohymenophorea; Peniculida; Parameciidae.